AUGUUCUCCAUUGGUUGCUGGAACAUCAUUCUCCGAGUCGUCCAAUGGGUCAGUGGAACUCUAGGCGUAACUCUCAACACUUUCCUUAUCACCCUUAUCAUUUUCCGAUCCCCAAAAGACAUCGGUGCCUAUAAAUACCUAAUGAUCUACAUCUCCGCAUUCGAAAUUGCCUACUCCAUCCUGGACAUCAUAAUCGAGCCCCAUGCAUUCUCCCACGGACCCAUUUUUAUUGUCUUCCGCUGUUUCAAGGACUCAUUCUUUACCAGGGACCAAGGAUUCUAUCUAAUUGUUGUCUAUUGUGGCUCUUUUGGCCUGUCUAUUGCUCUAUUCGGUGUACACUUUGUUUAUCGAUAUGGUGCCGCUGAUUCGGAAUUCCGGAAAUCUUAUUUAUCCGGACGCAAAUUGAUUGUUCUAUUCUUGAUCCCAGUGGUCUAUGGAAUCUGGUGGUCAGCUGUCACAUUUUUUCUCUAUAAAUCCAGCCAUGAAUCCGAUUUAUUCAUCAGUUCCAGUACGUCAUUGUUAGAUGGAUUGGAAACGAAAAUCGACGAAAUUUCCUACAUCAUCGUUUGGUUUUAUGCUCCAAAUCCAUUGAAUCAAAACAAAAUCGAGCCAGUUUGGACGAGUUUCGUUGGUAUUGGAUGCAUGUGGUUCAUGAUAUUCUCUUCGUUCUUUUGUGUCAUUUAUUUCGGUGUGAAGUGUUAUAAGAAAAUUAUGAGAAAGUUGAAGACGUCGAAAAUGUCUUCGUACUAUACGAAAUCCAUUCAGCAGCAGUUGUUUCAAGCGUUGGUGGUUCAGACCCUCAUCCCGGUGUUCCUUAUGUACAUCCCCGUUGGUGUCCUCUUUUUCUUCCCAAUGAUAAAUUUCGAAGUUGGAUCUAUCAGUAGUUUUGUGACGGCUACAAUUGCAAUCUAUCCAGCUGUGGACCCAUUACCCACUAUGUUCAUUGUGGAGACAUAUCGGAAAACGUUGAUGUGUGAGUUUUUCGAAAUUUUUUUGAGAUUGUGUAGCUCAAGUUUUAUAACUUUAAAAAGGGAAAGUCAAAAAGAAUUUAGGUGGCUGCAAGAACGAGAGGAAGGGCAUUGUGGAGGAUGGCGCCGAAUUGCAGAAUUAAUUAUUUUCGAAACUUUUUAA
Messenger RNA from Caenorhabditis briggsae, 1131 nucleotides. Gene Ontology annotation, molecular function: G protein-coupled olfactory receptor activity. The transcript is spliced from 3 exons. Bases 1 to 1131 code for a protein of 376 amino acids. Gene Ontology annotation, biological process: olfactory behavior; G protein-coupled receptor signaling pathway. The record is from RefSeq and is a predicted model, not a curated record. NCBI's taxonomy places the organism in Eukaryota, Metazoa, Nematoda, Chromadorea, Rhabditida, Rhabditidae.